Messenger RNA from Talaromyces amestolkiae, 999 nucleotides. RefSeq lists its product as uncharacterized. NCBI's taxonomy places the organism in Eukaryota, Fungi, Ascomycota, Eurotiomycetes, Eurotiales, Trichocomaceae. The transcript has 5 exons. Gene Ontology annotation, molecular function: oxidoreductase activity. The coding region runs from base 1 to 999 and encodes 332 amino acids. The record is from RefSeq and is a predicted model, not a curated record.
AUGGCGAUUUCACCAAGCAAUUCUGAAGCCCUACUGCUCGGAGGCAAGAUCGAGACAUUUGCUGUCCCAGGCAGUCGAACCGUCCAUGGCAAGACCUUUCCACUAGGCAUCAGGCCGAAAGAUGACCAACAAUUCCAGACUGUAGAGUCUGCGGUUGAAUAUGUAAAAGAGCUAGCUAAAACUGGAGUUUUUGACCAGCUGCUUUCCCAGCACGGUACAAUUCUCUUUCGCCAUUUCCCGAUCCGCAACGCGAAAGAUUUCUCCUCCUUCGUCCGAGCCUUCAACUUGCCCCAGCCUCACAAAGAGAUCGGUCUCGCUGGGAUCAGGACCCUUGUGACAACGGAUGUCAAAACGGCGAACGAAGAGCCGCCAGAUGUCAAGUUUUACUACCACUCGGAAUACGGUCGCAGUGCACAUUUUCCGGCAGUUUUGUUUUUCUAUUCUGAGAUUGUGCCUCAUACGGGCGGCCAAACCCCGAUACUAUCGUCAGUUGAGCUCUAUGACCGCCUGAAGGAGGAAUUGCCAGAGUUUGUGAAAGAUUUAAGCGAUAAAGAAGUCCAGCACGCCAAAGUCGAAGCUGUCCUGCAAAAUGAUCUAAAGGCCGAGGCAGUAUGGCAACCAAACGGGGCACUACACGUUUUGCAACGUCUUCCAGCAAUUCGCAGAAUCGCCUCUACCGGCAAACCCACAUUUUUCAAUGGCUUCGCCGGAGUGUAUGGUCGAGCAAAGGACAACGCGGCACUAGCACCUCCAUACCGUGGCUUGGAUAAUAAAUAUCAUCUUCCCACUACCUAUGGUGACGGAUCACCUAUCCCGAAUGAAUAUCUUGAUCGUCUGCUAGACCUUUCGGAUGAGAUUGGGUUUCUUGUGCCAUGGCAAGAAGGUGAUGUUGCUUUUAUUGAUAAUUAUACCGUCCAGCAUGCCCGUUCACCUUGGGAAGGAAAACGAUCUCUGCUUGUUAGCCUCUGGGAUGGCAAUGAGAAAUUCGUACCCUUGUAA